GCGACCGCCGAAGCCGGACGUGCUGUGACGUGCAACGCAGUAUCGCCGUGCCCCCAGUCACACUCAUUCCGUGACGUGCUGUGACGAGGCGUGACGAGGCGUGACGCUCCGCCCGGGUGUUCCCCACAUCGCGACGGCACCCUCUUUCGCGCGCGGGACCCCGUCGAACCGAUCCUGGACUUUCCAUCAGAGGUUAUACCGGUGUCCGGACGCGACCGUCCUCGUUGAACCGGUGUCGCCCAGUGCGCGCGUGUGCGUGUGUGUGUGUGUGUGUAAAGUGUGUGUGAGUGCGUGCCGAUAGUGCAGUGCAGUGCAACAACAAGUGGCCACAGAGCCUCGUGCCACCUGUUACUCUCGCCGAGCCGGCCGAGUGGCACCCCUACUUUUCGGAUACCUCUUCAUCGAGUGGCCAGCCUUAUGACGAGUUCAUGAGCCAUCCCGCCGUGCCCUGGUGAAAUGUGGCGGCGGGGUUCCCAGUCGCCGCGGCUAGGGUUGCCGCACGGCCGUGGCCGAGGCAGGCCGGGGCCAACUCUGCCCUUAGCCUGCGGGAUGGCCGGGAUGGCCGGGAUGGCCGGGCAGGCAGCAAGGCAGGCGGCAAGGCAGGCGGCCCUGGCCCUAGUCCUGCUGGUCUUAGCCUGCAGCGCCACCGCCACCUCCACCACCACCACCGCCAGCAGCGGCGGAGUGGCCGCGCUCAGAACCACUGCGACAGACGGACAAUGCGGACCCAACAUGUUCCGGUGCUCGGACGGCAAGUGCAUCCCGCAGGUGGCGGUGUGCAACUACCAGAAGGACUGCGACAAGGCGGAGGACGAGUUCCAGGCGUGCCCUCCGCCCGAGUGCGAGCAGGGACACCUGUCGUGCAGCCAGUACGUGUUCAACAAGACGUACUGCAUCCCGCCGUACCAGCGCUGCGACAUGAUGGUGGACUGCGUGGACGGCACGGACGAAGCUGAGUGCACCUACCGGAAGUGCCAGCCGGACGACUUCCGGUGUGGCGGCACGGACAACUCGGGACUCUGCCUGCCCAAGGAGAAGCGCUGCGACGGAUACGCGGACUGCCGCAACCGGCGCGACGAGGAGGACUGUCCCGGCGGCGGCAUGGCGUGCCAGCUGGACCAGUUCCGGUGCGCCGACGGCACCAAGUGCGUGGACCUGGCCCUCAAGUGCAACCACCGCACGGACUGCCACGACGGCAGCGACGAGGAGAACUGCAACUUCCCCGCCUGCCACGUGGGGCAGUUCCGGUGCGCCAACGCCCUUUGCAUCCCCAUGUCCUUCCACUGCGACGGCUACCGGGACUGCACGGACGGCUCCGACGAGCUGAACUGCACGGCGACGGCCUGCCCGGAGAACAAGUUCCUGUGCCCCAAGGGCGGCGCCGACAACAGCCCCAAGUGCAUCCAGCGGUCGCAGCUCUGCGACGGCAAGAGGGACUGCUCGGACGGCGCAGACGAGGAGGCGGCGUGCUCGACGAGCAGCUGCCCCUCCCUGCGGUGCGAGUACAAGUGCCAGGCGUCCCUGACGGGCGGCGCCUGCUACUGCCCCGAGGGCCGCAAGGUGGCUAACGACUCGCGGUCUUGCAUCGACCGCGACGAGUGCCAGGAGUGGGGCUUCUGCGACCAGCUGUGCACCAACACGGACGGCUCGUACACGUGCGCCUGCGACCCCGGCUACUUGCUGACGGGCAAGGCGCACUGCUCGGCGCGCAACAGCGCCGGGAUGCUGCAGCUGUUCUUCGCGUACGACCGCUCCGUGUACCGCAUGGACGACCAGGGCCAGCACAAGAAGCUCGUCGCCAACGCCACGGGUGCCGCGGGUCUGGACUUCCACUACGCCAAGAACCUGCUGUUCUGGUCCGACACCAAGACGCGCAAGGUGCACGUGCAGUCGCUCCUGGGCGAGCCGACGGCGCCGACGGGGCUGGCCGCGGACGCCACGGCCUCGGACAUCAUGCUCCCCGGCACGUGGUCGCCUGUCGCCAUCGCCGUGGACUGGGUGGGCGACAAGCUGUACGUGGCGGACUCGGUCGGCCUCAAGAUCGACGUGUUCGAGUUCGACAACCGCCUCCACGCAAUCGUCCUGGGCACCAACCUGACCGCGCCUGCCGACCUCGCCCUCGACCCCACCGUAGGGCUCAUGUUCAUUGCGGACAGUAACCAUGUCCUGCGUGCUAACAUGGAUGGUACAAACACUAAGUCAAUUGUCUCCGAGGCCGCCUACAAAGCUUCUGGAAUCACUGUAGACAUAGUUGCCAAGAGAGUAUUCUGGUGUGACUCUCUGCUUGACUACAUUGAAACCGUUGAUUAUGAUGGUAAUAGGAGACACAUGGUUGUGCGAGGCCAGUCAGUUCCCUCGCCUUCCCGCCUUACAGUAUUUGAAAAUCGUGUGUACUGGUCAGAUGGAACUAAACAGGGUAUUAUGAGUGUAGAUAAGUUCUUAGGGUCAGAAUCCAUGAGUAUGGUGUACAAAGAUAAGUCUGCGCGUGAACCAAGGAGUGUUAAGGCUGUACAUAGUCUAGUUCAAAAGCGAGUUACCAACCCUUGUGGAAACAAUAACGGAGGGUGUCAACAUAUGUGUAUAGUCACUGCCUCUACUGAAAAUGAGCACCAACUUGGAUAUAGGUGUGCUUGCAACAUUGGUUCAAUGCUGGCCAGUGAUCAACGCAACUGUUAUUUGGUGAGGGAGUUCCUGAUGUCAUCCCAGCAGAGGUUCAUCAAGGGACGUAUUUUAGACCCUGUGAUUGAGGGAUUUGGUGAUGCUAUUUUACCAGUAGUUUCACGUCGAGCCCGGUUUGUUGGUCUCGACUUUGAUGCCAAAGAAGAAUUCAUUUACUAUUCCGAUGUUCUCCAAGACGUUAUUUACAGGAUACAUAAAAAUGGAACAGGCAGAGAGAUUGUUCUUGCAUCCCAGAAUGAAGGUGUAGAAGGUCUUGCUGUUGACUGGGCAUCCAAAAACCUGUAUUACAUUGACAGUAGGAAAGGAACUCUCAAUGUUCUCAGCACAAGAAAUGUCACAUAUCGGCGGACACUUCUGAAAAAUUUAAAACGGCCACGUGCUAUUGUUGUUCAUCCUAACAAAGGGUAUAUUUUCUUCUCUGAAUGGGACCGGCCUGCAAACAUCAGCAGGGCAAAUUCAGAUGGCACAGAUCUGCUAGUAUUCCGUAAUGUCACUCUAGGGUGGCCCAAUGGCCUCUCAGUCGACUUUGUAAAAGACCGCCUGUACUGGUGUGAUGCCUUGUUAGAUCAUGUUCAGCAUUCAAACCUUGAUGGAACUGAUGUACGGACUGUCAAUUCAAGAUUGAUUAGACAUCCAUUUUCCAUUGUAGUCCACCAAGAAUGGAUGUAUAUAACAGAUUGGAGAUUAGAUGCCAUAAUAAAAAUGCACAAGUUGACUGGUGAGAAAGAAGAAAUAUUAUUUAGAGAACCUCAAACCAACAGACUUUAUGGUGUCAAAGUAUACAGUGAUACUGUCCAGACUGUUGAUACAAAGCAACCUUGUUCCAUAAAUAAUGGGGGGUGUCAAAAACUCUGUUUUGCUGUUCAUCGUAGCAAUCCCAGUGAGGGUCUUAAUGCUAAAUGUGGAUGCCCUUAUGGUGAACGUCUUGCAAAUGAUGAGAAAACAUGCCAACCAGAUCCCAAUGCUGAACCUCCAGUAGCCGCUUGCCCAAAUGCAUGGGACUUUACAUGCAACAAUCAAAGGUGUAUUCCAAAGGCGUGGGUUUGUGAUGGGGAUGAUGACUGCUUGGAUAAUUCAGAUGAAGAUCAAAACUGUACCAAACCUACUUGUGCCCAAACCGACUUCCAAUGUGCGUCUGGUCGUUGCAUUCCCCACAACUUCCAUUGUGACGCAGAAAAUGACUGUGGUGACUACUCUGAUGAAACCGGAUGUGUGAAUGUCACUUGUUCGGUAUCUCAGUUCCUCUGUGAAAAUGGACGCUGCAUUCCAGCCACUUGGAAGUGUGACUCUGAAAAUGACUGUGGAGAUGGUAGUGAUGAAGGAGAUUUCUGUGCAGAGAAAACGUGUGCCUACUUCCAGUUUACUUGUCCGAGAUCUGGCCACUGUAUCCCUCAGUCAUGGGUCUGCGAUGGUGACAAUGAUUGUUUUGAUAAUCAGGAUGAGGAAGGGUGCCCUCCAAUUACAUGUUCUGCUACGCAAUUUAAGUGUGCAGAUUUAAAGCAGUGCAUUCAAGAAUCAUACAAAUGUGAUGGAAUUCCAGAUUGUAAUGAUGGCAGUGAUGAACUAGGAUGUCCCUCCAUUGCGCCAGAUCAGUGUGAUGCUGAGAAGCAGUUCCAGUGUGCUCAAUCUGCAAUCUGCAUACCCAGAUCCUGGCACUGCGAUGGCCAGCCGGACUGUGACGACGAAAGUGACGAGCCUCCAACUUGCGGCGAGGUAGCAUGUCAGAACGGUUUCUUCAAGUGCAACAACUCAAAGUGUGUGUUCAAGGCCUACAUCUGUGAUGGAAAUAAUGAUUGUGGAGAUAACUCUGAUGAGGACCCAAGACAUGCCUGUGGACCUCCACCAUUUAGGUGUGACUCUGGCCAAUGGCAAUGUCCUGGAGUGGCUGAACGUUGCAUCAACAUUACUCAACUCUGUGACAAUAAGGCGGACUGUCCCAAUGGUGCUGAUGAAGGCGAGGGCUGUGAUCUAGCAGAAUGUCAGCAUCAAGCUGGUCUUUGCUCCAAUGGGUGCCAGCAAACACCAAAUGGAGCUUUGUGUAUUUGCCCAUCUGGUGAAGUUCUUUCCAAUGACACUGUAACAUGUGAAGAUCUCAAUGAAUGUGAACCUCCUGGCAUUUGCUCACAAACCUGCACAAACAUUAAAAAAGGAUUUGUUUGUAGCUGUGUCAAGGGAUAUGAACUCGAAUUCGACAACAAGACCUGCAAAGCCAUUAAUCACAGUGUUGCUUUCCUUGUUAUAUCCAAUCGGCACUCUAUUUUGGUGGCUGACUUGAAAGAUCAGGGGUUGCAAAGAGUGCCCAUAAUUGUAGAAAAUGUUGUUGCAACAGCAUCCAACAUGCACACAAACACAAUAUUUUGGUCAGAUAUGAAGCUGAAGAAGAUUUCUCGGCUAGACAGAGAUAGUGAGCCUCAAGACGUGAUAUCAACAGGUUUAGAUUUAGUAGAAGGCUUAGCAUAUGAUUGGGUGGCAGGAAAUCUGUAUUGGCUGGAUUCAAGACUUGGUACAAUUGAAGUAGCGCGAGAAAAUGGAUCAGAUCGCAUGGUACUACUCAAAGAAAAUAUUACUCAACCUCGUGGAAUGGCAUUGGAUCCCAGUGAAGGAGCCCGCUGGCUGUUUUGGACAGAUUGGGGUGAAAAUCCAAGAAUAGAGCGCAUUGGUAUGGAUGGCACAAAUCGCAGCACUAUAAUUAGUACUAAAAUUUACUGGCCCAAUGGUUUGACUCUGGAUGUAGCCAACAAAAGAGUGUACUUUGCUGACUCCAAAUUGGACUUCAUAGAUUUUUGUUAUUACAAUGGAACAGGAAGGCAGCAAGUUGUUGCUGGCAGUCACUAUCUUUUGCAUCCUCACUCGCUUACAGUUUUUGAGGACACAAUUUAUUGGACGGAUCGACAGCUUAAUAGAGUACUUUCGGCCCAUAAGUACAGAGGGAAAAACCAAACGGUUGUCUCUCACCUGAUAUCUCAGCCUCUCAGCAUUCAUGUGAACCAUCCAUCACUUCAGCCAGAUUCCCCCAACCCAUGUGUCAAAGCCAGUUGUGGACAAUUGUGUCUUCUUUCACCAUCAUCUGCAACAGGGUACACUUGCAAAUGCAAGCCUGGUUUCAGGACAACAAAGAAUGGCCAAUGUGUGGAGGAGGAGAAUCCCUUCUUAUUGGUCAUGAGAGGUUCACAGAUUAUUGAUGUGAGCAUGGCACCAGGAGACAAAACAAGUGGAUCUCUCACUCCAAUUGUUGGAAUAGAUGGUGGUGUUCACAUUGACUAUGAUAGGAAAACUCAGACUAUGUUCUGGGUUGAAGGAAAGGAUGACGACAAGAAGGAUGAUGAUGACAAAGAUGAUAGAGAAAAUUGCACAAUUUGGACUACUCCCUAUGGUGGAGGCAAUAAGACUGAAUUUUUGGGAAGUGCCACUGGUAUUGUUGGUGCUCCGUACACUAUUGCCUUUGACUGGAUUGGAAGGAAUUUAUAUAUUGGAAACCGAUUGGCUUCUAACUUUGAAGCUGUAAAAGUUGAUGGCAAAGUUAAGCAUCGCUCAGUCAUUCUAGCCAAUGAUGGAAACAAAACAUCUGUUGCAAAGCCAAAAUCAAUGUGUUUGGAUCCUACUGAAGGGAAGCUUUAUUGGGUGGAUGAAGGCGGCUAUGGAGUUCCCCCAAAGGUUGCUAAAGUGAAUAUGGAUGGAACAAAACCUGUUAUUUUGCUGGAUGAUAUUCAACGUCCAGAAGCCAUCACCAUUGACCUGAAAGAAAAGAUGCUUUACUUCAGUGCUCAGUACCCAAGUUAUGUUAAAGUAAUGGAUGUUAAUGGAAACAAUCUCCGUACUUUACUGAGUGAGACCAAUAACAUUGCACAGCCUAAAGCUCUAGGUGUCUAUGAUAAUCGUCUGUUUUACCUUGAUCCAAAGUAUGAGCGCAUAGGCAGAGUGGAUCUACCCAGUGGUGAUAACCCUAAAGUAUUAUUGGAAAAUGAGCCUGACCUAAAGACUUUUGCAGUUUAUCAAAAGCAGCAACCUUCCGUGAAUCACCCUUGCAUGAACAACAAUGGUGGCUGUGAGCAACUGUGUAUUCCCUCAGACGGUAAUUCCAGGGUGUGUGCUUGUUCAGUUGGUUUCCGGAAGGAAAAUCAAGUCACUUGUUCACCGUACAAGACCUUUGCUGUUGUGUCCCAGCUGGAUAUAACACGAGGGUACAGUCUUAAGGAUUCUUCUGAAGCAAUGGUUCCUAUAAGUGGCCCAAAUCAUCACAUCUUACAUGUGGAUGUUCUCUACAAAAGCAAUUGGAUUUAUUGGGUUGAGUUCAAUCGUGGAGUGUGGAAUGGAAUUUUCCGUGUUAGACCCAAUGGCACAGAGUUGGAGCCUGUUGUGAAGGAUGGAAUAGGGUCCAAUGGCAUUAGGGGAUUGACGAUUGAUUGGAUUGCUGGGAAUCUUUAUUUCACAAACGUUUUUCCUCAUGAGAACUACCUUGAAGUGUGCUGGCUAGAUGGUUCCCACAGGAAGGUUUUAGUUCGAACUACAACUGACGCACCCAGAGAGUUAGCAGUGAAUCCUGUCAAAAGGUUGUUGUACUGGAUUGACUACGGACAGUACCCUCGCAUUGGCAAAGCCUACCUGGAUGGAACAAACUGGCAGCCAAUUGUUACAUCAGGAAUCAGCAACCCACGUGAUCUCACAGUAGAUAUGCUCACUCAUGAUGUUUAUUGGGUUGACUCUAAGCUUGACAUGAUUCAAAAGGUUUCAUACAGUGGUGGAAACAGACAGGUAAUCCGUCGUAAUUUACCCAAUGCUAUGGGUGUAGCUAUCCACAUGUCAGAUGUGUACUGGGUUGACCGAAACCUUAACACUGUCUUCCGAGCAUCAAAACUCCCUGGCAAUACAUCUUUAGCAACUCAAGUUAGGACCAACCUUGCUAAGCUAAGGGACAUCGCUAUAUUUGACCUUACUAAUCAACCACCAGAUGAUACUAACCCAUGUCAAAGAUUGGGCAAUGGAAACUGUGACCAGCUUUGUUUCUCCUAUCCACAAGAGCUUUCAUCUAACAAGUUUCACUAUAGAUGCGAUUGUGCAACUGGUGAGCUAUCUCCACCUCAAAAUGGUAACAAAUGUGACACGGUGUCUGAAUAUUUAGUCUUUUCUACAAGGACAGAAAUACGGUCGAUUCAUCUUGACCCUAAGGAAACAAGUGUUCCAUUCAGGCCAGUGGGCAAUCUCACUAAUGUGGUUGGGGUUGAUUUUGAUUAUGCAGAUCAUAAGCUGCUUUUUACUCAAAUCAGGCCAUGGGCUAAAAUUGGUUACAUGUCUAGCACUGAUCCUAAUGCAAAUGACAUUCACAAUAUUAUUACUAGAGGUAUCAACCCUGAAGGCAUUUCAUAUGAUUGGACUCAGAAGAAAGUCUACUGGACAGAUUCUUCCAACAACAGCAUCUAUGCAAUGAAUACUGAUGGCUCUGAUUUGGUGAUGAUUGCCAGAGUAGAACGGCCAAGGGCUAUUGUGGUAGAUCCCUGCAAUGGAUCGCUCUACUUCACUGACUGGGGACGUUUUGGACUCUCAGGGAAGAUCUUCCGUACAACCAUGGCUGGCUCUCUUAAGAAAGCAAUCAUAGACAAAGAUUUGUCGCAGCCAAGUGGCUUGGCUAUUGAUUACGAUGACAGAAUGCUUUACUGGACUGAUGCAGUUAGAGAGAAAAUUGAGAGGUCAACUUUGACUGGUGAAAAUCGGGAAGUUUUGAUUUCAGCUACAAUCUAUCCUUUUGCCAUCACUGUCCAUGGAGGAUACAUUUAUUGGACUGAUUUACAACUACGUGGGGUCUAUAGAGCUGAGAAAUACACUGGUGCAAAUAUGAUAGAAAUGGUCAAGCGCCUAGAAGAUUCCCCAAGAGAUAUCCACGUAUUCUCUGCAGCAAGUCAAAAAUGUUCUGUUAAUCCUUGCCAUAUCAACAAUGGUGGAUGUUAUCAAUCUUGUCACCCCGGUCCCAAUGGGACAGUUGAAUGUAAAUGUGAUGAAAAUUCCAAACUUGUCAACGAAAACCGAAUGUGUGUUCGCAAGAAUAUGACAUGUGAUAGCAGUAAAUUCUACUGCCGAAAUGGAAAGUGUAUCUCACGCAUGUGGGCAUGUGAUGGUGAUGACGACUGCGGUGACAACAGUGAUGAAGAUCUAAACUACUGUACCUAUCACUCAUGUAGUCCAAAUGAGUUCCGUUGCAAUAAUGGUAGGUGCAUUUUCCGCUCCUGGAAGUGUGACCAUGAGAAUGAUUGCCGUGAUGGUUCUGACGAAUUGGACUGUAACUACCCUCCUUGUGCCACUGGAGAAUUCACUUGUGCCAACCACCGUUGCAUCCCCAUGUCUCAAGUAUGCAAUGGAGUCAAUGACUGCAAGGAUAAUGGAACAACUGAUGAGACACAUGAGCGCUGCCCUAGAAACACCACCUGUCCUGUAAACCACUUGAAAUGUGAGAAGACCAACAUUUGUGUUGAGCCAUACUGGUUGUGUGAUGGCGAUAAUGACUGUGGAGACAACAGUGAUGAAGAUCCCAUGCAUUGUGCACCAAGAACUUGCCCCCAAAACAGCUUCCGUUGCCCUAACCAUAGGUGCAUACCAGCCACCUGGUACUGUGAUGGCGAUGAUGACUGCGGUGAUGGAUCUGAUGAGCCGCCAGAGUAUUGCAAAUCAGAAGGAAGGACCUGCUUUGGUGACCUGUUUACAUGUGAUAAUGGAAACUGCAUACCAAGGAUUUACAUUUGUGAUGGCGAUAAUGAUUGUUUGGACAAUUCUGAUGAAGAUAACAGACAUCAAUGUAAUGAUAGGAAGUGUGAUGAAGAAACGGAAUUCACUUGCACAGAAAAUAAGCAUUGGAAUCGAGCUCAGUGCAUACCACGCAAGUGGCUGUGUGAUGGAGAUCCUGAUUGUGUUGAUGGUGCAGAUGAAAAUACUACUUUGCACAGCUGCCCUACACCACAGCCAUGCAGUGACGAACAAUUCACUUGCGGGAAUGGACGCUGCAUUAAUAAGGGAUGGCUGUGUGAUCAUGACAACGAUUGUGGAGAUGGUACAGAUGAAGGAAAGGAAUGUAACUCACAGUACAAAACUUGUAGUCCUCAAGAAUUUGCUUGUCAAAAUUUCAAAUGUAUAGGAAGUGUAUAUAAAUGUGAUGGAGAAGACGAUUGUGGAGAUCACUCAGAUGAAAUGGGAUGUGAGAAGAAGAACAAAACUUGUGCCCCUGGACAAUUCCAAUGUACUAAUGGGGAGUGCAUAGAAUAUCAAUUGGUGUGCAACAAAGUUUCUGACUGUUCAGAUGACUCCGAUGAACCGCUGCAUUGCAAUGUUGAUGAAUGCUCCAAGGUUGAAAUUCAUCAGUGUGGUCACAAGUGUGUUGAUACCUUAACUGGAUAUUUCUGCGAGUGCAACCAGGGCUACAAAUUAUUAAGUGAUGGUAAAGCAUGCGCUGACAUAGAUGAAUGUGUUGAAACACCUGGUGUGUGUUCACAGUUGUGCUCGAAUACUCCAGGAUCCUACUACUGUAAAUGUGAUGAAGCUUACUAUGACCGAGAGCCAGAUGAACAUACUUGCAAAAGCAGAGAUCGCACAAAGCCGUGGAUUUUAUUCACUAAUAAAUAUUAUGUCCGCAACAUGUCCCUAGAUGCUUCCCAGUACAGUUUGAUGCAUCAAGAUCUCAUGAAUGUUGUUGCCCUUGAUUAUGACUAUAAGGACAACAAAAUCUACUUCUGUGAUGUGUCAGCCAAAACAAUUUUCAGGUCAACCAUUGGGGGUGAUGGUACUAAAGAACCUGUCAUCAGGCAUGACAGUCAUGGCCUGGAAGGAAUCGCAAUCGAUUGGGUAGGAAGAAAGCUUUACUGGCUUGACAGACACAGUAAGCAUUUAGAUGUCUCUGAAUUGGAUGGCACUCGACGCAAGACUCUCAAGGCUGGCAUUCCUGAUCCGAGAGCUGUAGUUGUGCACCCUGGCAUUGGAUAUUUGUUCUUCACCAGCUGGCAUCUUCAAGCAUUCAUCGGUAAAAUGGGAAUGGAUGGUUCCAAUUUCACACGUAUUCUCAACUGGAAUAAUGACAUUGCUUGGCCCAAUGCCCUCACUAUCGACUAUUUUACUGACCGCAUUUACUUUGCUGAUGCCCAUCUUGAUUACAUUGCUUCUACUGAUCUUGAAGGGCAUCAUCGGCAUGUCGUAUUAUCUGGAGAAAAAGUGCCACAUGUGUUUGCCAUUACCCUCUUUGAUGAUUUCAUUUAUUGGACAGAUUGGAACCUCAAGGCCAUUAGCAAAGCUAAUAAAUUUACUGGUAAAGAUCUAGCAGUGAUUCGCAAUACAACUCAUCGUCCUUAUGAUAUUCAUAUCUUCCAUCCUCUACGUCAGCUGCCCUAUCCUAAUCCAUGUGGUGCAGACAAUGGUGGAUGUUCACAUUUGUGCUUGCUGAAACCUGUACCAGGAGUUGAUCCUAGCCCGGAUGGGUAUGGUGAGACACAAAGCCCAGUAACAUACACUUGCGCCUGUCCAAACCAAUUUUUCCUCGCUCAAGACAACAAGACUUGUGUAGCAAAUUGUACUGCUGGCCAACAUCAUUGCCAGGGAUCUGAUGAAAAAUGUAUUCCCUGGUUUUGGAAGUGCGAUGGUGAAAGAGACUGCAAGGAUGGAUCAGACGAACCAGCUUCCUGUCCAAGCCGCCACUGCCGAGCUGGAGCCUAUCAGUGCGACAAUGGGAACUGCACAGCAUCUGCCACCAUUUGUGAUGGAGUUGAUGAUUGUGCGGAUGGCUCUGAUGAGAAGCAUUGUGAGCUGCCAUGCCCAGACCUAGAAUUUAAAUGUAGGUCCAAUGGACGUUGUGUUCUGAAUUCGUGGAAAUGCGAUGGAGAUGCUGACUGCAAGGAUGCCAGUGAUGAAGACCCAGCAAUUUGUCACAACCGUGAAUGUGAUCCUGAAACAGAGUUUACCUGCAAAAAUGGUCGGUGUAUCCAAAAGUUGUGGCAAUGCGAUUUUGACAAUGACUGUGGAGACGAUUCUGAUGAGCCAGCGUAUAAAUGCAGACAGCGCCAGUGCCCUAAUGGUUGGCAGAGAUGCCCAGGCCAAGCUAACUACAGAUGUAUUCCCAAAUGGUUGUUCUGUGAUGGAAAGGAUGAUUGUCGAGAUGGCAGUGAUGAACUGCCACAGAAUUGCCCCAAGUGCCAUGAAACAGGAGAUUUCCAAUGUGCCAACAAUAACCGCUGCAUCCCCAAAAGAUGGCUUUGUGACUUUGAAAAUGACUGUGGUGACAACAGUGAUGAGAGCGAAGCACUGUGCCGUGGGUCUUACCGAGAGUGCUCUGAAUCUGAAUUCCGGUGCAACAACAACAAAUGUAUUCCGAAUAGAUGGAGAUGUGAUCAUGAUGAUGACUGUGGGGAUGGCAGUGAUGAGCUCAAUUGCUCUGGAUUUAGUUGUAAGAAUGGAACAUUCCAAUGCGCAAGUGGCCACUGUAUAGCUGCUUACUUCCGUUGUGAUGGGGAUAGAGACUGCCGUGAUAUGUCAGAUGAACUAAAUUGUCCACCACGCUAUCCCAAUGGUCGUUACUGUCCAGAGUCCAAAUUUGAAUGUAACAACCACCUAUGUAUUAUGCAGGGUGACCUAUGUGAUGGAGCUGAUGACUGUGGAGACAACUCUGAUGAAUCUCCUGAGCAAUGUUCCAACUUCAGCUGUGAUACUGUCAGAAGGUUCCAAUGUGACAACCACCGCUGCAUUCCAAGAUACCAGCUCUGCGAUGGGCAAGACAAUUGUGGUGAUGGAAGUGAUGAGAAUAAUGUGGCAAUCUGUAAGGGUAACAACAAAGCAUGUGACUCGUAUGCAGAGUUCCAGUGUGCUAAUAAAAAGUGUAUUGAACGAAGCAUGGUGUGUGAUUACGCUGACGACUGUGGUGACUCAUCAGAUGAACUUGGCUGCCAUCAUAAUAAGGUCUGCCUCGAAGCCACCAGGGGUGGAUGUGAGCACCACUGCCAGAACCUAACUACUGAUGGGGGAUACAUUUGCACCUGCUUCAGUGGCUACAUAAUAUCACCAGAAAAUAGGAAGAAGUGCCUGGAUGUAGAUGAAUGUGCUACUGGAACACACACAUGCUCCCAACUCUGUAACAAUCUGAAUGGAACCUUUGGCUGUGCUUGUAGAGAAGGCUUUGCAUUGUCUGAUGGUGGUAUUUGUAAAACACUAUCAAAGGAUAUGGCUGAGACUACCAUAAUCUUCUCAAGUGGUCCGGAGAUCCGAGCUUACGGUCUUUUGUCAAGGAGAGAAGCUGAUGUCAUUGCUGAUGAAAAACGCAUAGAAGCUAUUGAUUUUGAUCCUAAAUCAGAGAUGGUGUUUUGGGCUGAUUCAUAUGACCGUACCAUCAAACGGUCAUUUAUGUUGAAUGCCCAAAAUGGAAAUGCCAAAAUUGGACAUGCUCAAGAUUUAAACACCAAAGGCACCUGGAAAACAACAGGCUUGGCAGUUGAUUGGAUUGCUCACAAUCUUUACUGGACAGAAUUGGACAGAUCAGGAACGAAACAGAAGGGCCGAGUCAUGGUGUCGAAGACUGACGGGAGGUACCGGCGUUCCCUUGUGUCUGGUGUGUUGGAAGCGCCUACGUCAGUAGCUGUGGAUCCACAAUAUGGUAGGAUGUUCUUUGCUGAUUCUGGUUCCACAGCCAAAAUAGAAAUGGCAUGGAUGGAUGGAUCAAGGCGACGUCCCCUGGUUGUUGAUAAUAUUCGCCACCCUACAGGAUUGACUAUUGAUUAUUCCAUGGAUCACACUCUGUUUUGGGCUGAUGCAAAAUUGGACAAAAUUGAAAGUAUCAGACAAGAUGGAUCAAACAGAAUGACUGUUAUAAGAGGAGAUAAACUUCAUCACCCGAUUUCAAUGGAUGUAUUUGAAAGCACACUUUAUUGGGUAACACGGGAUACAGGAGAACUUAUAAAACAAGAUAAAUUUGGAAGAGGUGUACCAGUUACUGUUGCUCGAGAUCUCACAAACCCAACUGGUGUCAAAAUUUACCAUAAGCUAAGGUACAACACCUCCAUCAGUGAUCCUUGCCAUGACCACCAUUGCUCUCAUCUGUGCCUCAUUGUGCCUGGAGGUUUCCGUUGUGCUUGCCCAGAUGGCUCUGGUGCAAGAAAAGCAGGGUCGAGUGAAGCUGUGUGUGAUGCAGCGGCGGAGCAGGAGCGCCCAGCGCCACUGGUGUGCCCUUGCCAGAAUGGUGGGCUGUGCCGACAGACUGAUGGCAGCAACGACGUGCAGUGCGCCUGCCCGCCCGACUAUCACGGCCAGUACUGCGACGACCACGUGCAGCGCACCAGGGCGCCGGGGUCUGCGGCCAGCACUGCGGCCAUCGUCAUACCCAUCGUCGUCAUCCUCUUGCUCCUUCUAGCUGCGGGGGCGGUGUACUUCGUGCACCGGAAACGACCUUUUGGUAAAGGGUCUGGUCUAGGAGGGCUCACUAACUCCCAAAGUGUGUCAUUCCGACAAGGGACUAAUGUUGAGUUUGGAGCAUCGUCAUUUCCUCCAAAUGGUCCAUCAUCUCAAAGAGGAGAGCCAUUGGAUGUCGAAUACAAUCUGGGUGAUAUGGGUGCCAAGAGUCGUGACUUCAGCAACCCGAUGUACGACGCGCUUGGCGGUGAAGGCGGGGGCGGCACUGGCCCCGGAAACGGCAGUGGCAUUUAUGAGGUGCCAGCAGAUGUCGCCAAGUCAAAGUUCAACGCAGAUGCUGGGGUCAUGUCAAGUCCAGAACCAGCAUCCGCAAUCCUAGCCCCAUCCAGUGUUAUUCAGCGGUCUUCUCCGCAAAUUCACAUACGGCACCGAGAACUCGACCCUACCUCAGUAGACACAGGCAAAGAUACACAAAAGCUUGUCGAAGAGGACCGGUCAGACUGCUAGCCACACUGAACCGCAUCAAAUGCGGGAGGACGUACAAAUUUUGUGGUAUAUCCAGACUGCUAGUGGAAACCUAUGCUGUGCUCACACCACACUAAACCUUUUCUUUUCUUUCCCCCAAAAUUUUCAAGUGUAUUUAUGAUUUUAUUAGAAACAAGAAUUAAAUGUGUUCUUUUGUUUCUUAGAGGUCAAACACACAAUGUCUUAAAAUAUUAUUAGCAAGCAUAGGAUUUGUCUGAAUCUCAAUAUCCUAAAGAAAAGAGACUAUAUUGUGUCAAUAAUUUUGUAUGUAUUUUAUGUUAUGACUUGUUAAGUGGUGUAAUUUUAUUCUUUUUGUUUUUGUUAAUGAUUGUUGGCCCACCUAUUCCUCUCUCUCUCUGCCUUGAACUUUCUCGAUUAGGGUAUUCUCAAUAUUUAUUGCAUGAUACUGUGAACAACUGGAAACAAGCUAGUAUUUUAUGUUAUUUGACUGUCCCCUUCUUUUUAGCACUAGUGACACAUAUUGUGUUUGUUAGCUAGGUUGAGCUUUCCUCAGCCAAUUAGAACUUUUAGAACUUCUUAAAACCUUUUUUUAUUUGCUUUAAAUUUAGGAAAGUGUUGCAACUCAACCUAUUUCAUUUGGUCUAUUAUGAAAAGAAAAAUGAGGGAAUAUCAAUGCUGUGUUCUUAAACUUGUUUGUUUCCUACCUUUAGACAAUUAGGCUGUAGAUGCAAGCCGGAGAGGGAGAGGGAAAUUUUAAGACCUGUCUAGUUAAAUGCGGCCAACAUGUCACAACUGACAGGUCUUUAUAAUCCAAAGUGAGCUGAUUGCUGCAGCUUAUGCCAUAACAAGACAUCUGGUGCCUCAAUGUUGAUUGAAGUGUCUCUUAGCAUUGUGAUUGUUACCAAGGACAGUUUUUGGGACCUGCUCAACAACACACACGUAAUUGAUUUGUGUGUGACUUGUCUGUUAAUAUAUUUAUAUAUAUAAAUACAUGCAUAUCUAUAUAUAUAAAUAGUGCUACUCUAGAUGUUAUUUAUUGAUUGAAAUUAAAAAUAAUCCAAUUUUUUUUUUUUGAACAUAAUUUUUGUAGAAGAUUGGUCUAGUAAGUGUUAGACAAAUUUAAAUUUACACAUUCCGUCUUAUUACUUAGUCUUUAAGAGAGUGCAUUGCCUACUUCUUUGUGAACAGCUCACACUAUUCAUUAUGUAUGGGUGCAUACAGAGCUGAUGAUUUUAAAUUGUGAUAAUAGGGAGUAAAUACAGCCUUUAAAUUGUGUUUUUAUCAGCUAAUUGCGAUGUUUGUGAAGUGAUGUUUUCAAUAAUUUAGUAUUGAUUAAUGGCCAUACUUGGGCUUAAUCCCAAAACACCUUUCUGUACCUGGUUCGUAGAUGAAGAGCCAGUUUCUUAGAUGUUUUGCUUACAAGCUCUAAAAUUAUUCAUUUGUUUUAUUUUAUACAUGUUGAAAAUUCUAAGUCUAUUUAGAAAUCUAUGAAGAAACUGCUUCUAAAUACUGUAAAUGAGAUUAAAUCCUGUUUAUUUUUCUAUAGGUUAGAGGUGAAUCGGUGUAAUUGUUAAUGAAAACAGAUGAACUGUCUCAUAAUUUCCAAUGAUGUACAUAAUGUUUCUAACCUGAAUAUUGGAACUGUAAAAUAAUGUAUGUUAUUGACAGAAAAAGAAAGUUUAGAACAGUUGAA
Thrips palmi is the source of this 16222-nucleotide messenger RNA. RefSeq names its product low-density lipoprotein receptor-related protein 2 (gene mgl). The record is from RefSeq and is a predicted model, not a curated record. The transcript has 39 exons. Gene Ontology annotation, molecular function: calcium ion binding; protein binding. Bases 457 to 14550 code for a protein of 4697 amino acids. NCBI's taxonomy places the organism in Eukaryota, Metazoa, Arthropoda, Insecta, Thysanoptera, Thripidae.